ACGAGAUGUUCUUUGGAGUUUGAGUGCGUGAUGGCCAUGUCUCUGCCCCGUGCUUCCCGCGCGAGCCAUGUCUUCAAGCUGAUCGCGUGGUGCUGCGUUCUCACCUGCCAAGCAGAUUCUCUUCCUGCAGCACUCCCGGUCCGCGCGGUCCGCGCGCCCUCGAACAUCAAUGUGACAGACCUCCUGGGAUGGACGCCACAACUGGGCCCGGAGUGGGGCUUCAAGAUCACCAUGCGGAAGUUCAACCAGACUGUGCAGGAGCUCUUCAACAUCGGCCUCCUUUUGAUCUACAACUUUGAUCAGCCCAAUGCGCAAAAAGUCUUUCAGGAGGCCAUCCGCCUCUCGGACUCCUCCAGCUCCAGCUGUGCCAUGUGUUUCUGGGGUCUCGCCCACGCCUAUGGGCCCACGCUGAACGCGCCAGUGAAGUCGGCCGAAGAGCUACAGUUGGGCCGUGCCGCCGCGCAGGAGGCCGUGAGGAGCGCGCAAGGAGCGGUGAAGGUGACGUCCAAGGAGGAGGUCUUCAUCCGGUCGAUGGUGGUGCGAUACCCUGAAAAUGCCAGUGAACAGGGAGCCAAUUAUGAAAAGUAUGCCAAAGUCUUGGGUGAAUUGACCAAGGAGAAAGGGCUUUUGGAAGAGGUAGACCUCAAGGUGUUCCGUGCAGAAGCAUUGAUGAUUUUGAUGUGUAGUCCGGACCAGUGGCAUUUCUACGACACACGAGGUGAUAAGCUACCUGCAGUUGCAAGACCUGAGACUGUGGAAAGCACAAAGAUGUUGAGAGAAGCACUGAAUGCCACAAAUCAAACGCAUCCUUAUGCACAACAUUUACUCAUCCACAGCACUGAGAUGUCCAACACUGAAGUGCUGACAGCCUUGGACACAGCCUGGAAGCUCUUGGCAGAUACCGCCGAGUUACAAGAUCAACACUUGCAGCAUAUGACAAGCCACACUUAUCUCCGGGCUGGUCACUACCAUCAAGCUUUGAUCAGCAACAUUGUGGCUGUUGGCAGUGAUGCCGCAUAUUUUCGGCAUCAUUGGAUGCCAUAUGGUCCUGGACACAAUUCCGUGUUUCUUGUUUGUUGUGCCCUUUGGGGUGGUGAGAGGGCAGCAGCAUACAAAUAUGUGCAAGUGGCUCAAGAAGUCUUUGAGCGGGCACCGGCUCAGGCGGACUACCCUGAUGGCAGCAUGGCAUGGAACUAUCCCAUGUUGGUGGCGCUUCGCUUUGGCGACUGGGCCACCGUGGCUCAGUUGGAGAAAGUGCCACCCCAUGGCUUCGCCCGCCAGUGGCUGUACGGAGAUCGCUUGGUGGCAGAGUUCUGCCAUAGCAUCGCAGAAGCUCAUUUGAAUCAUCCUGAGAAGGCCAAGGAACACCUGGAAAACUUGCAAGGCUUGCUUCCUCGCAUCGACAGCAGGUACAUGAACGUCUCCCUGAUCGCCAAUCACACCGCGUCAGCUGUUUUGGCGAUGGCGCAUGGGCAUGUGAUGGGUGCUUUGAAUGCAUUGAGAAAAGCAGUGGAGGUUGAAAUGGCCAUGCCCUAUGGCCUGCCACCCAACUGGGUCCUACCCACCCGUGAAUGCUAUGGUGAAGCACUACUUUUGGCGGGCCACUUUCAAGAAGCCGAGCAGAUUUUCCGAAAUGCCUUGCGUGGAGAAUCCUAUCAUGCAGAGCCACAUUGUGGCUGGGCACUCCUGGGCUUGAGAAGGAGCCUUCAAGGACAAGGAGCUUCGUCUCACAGCUCAGAGAUCAAGUCAUUGGCACGGGAGAUUUCCGAGGCUUGGAAGUUCUCAGACGUGCCCUUGAAUUCUCCCUGCCUGCACAUUGACCUGGGGCCGCUCGUACCGGCCAUGUACGUGUGAUGGCCUUCACCACUAGAGGCAUCAUGGAAUUGCUGGCGUUGGCUGGCAUUUGGCUGGAGGCAGCACGGAAUUGCUCCUCCCCGGACCUGUCUGCAGGGAAUUUCAACACCUGCGUAGUGUUUUGCACAACUGCCAUGUUGCUCCACUGUUUGGGUGGAAUCUAUGCUUGGCAAAUCUAAAAAAGUGCAGGUCACGGCCAAGUGCCGAUGAUUUGUAACGGGGUGGGACCUGGCUCCAAAUUCUUCAAAGCAAGUAGUGCAUCUCUUUGCUGUGAGGUGUUAUGAGUUUUUGCAUGUGUUCCUGGAAUUGGACACAUGGGUCAUGGUCUCCAAAACCCUCCAGAUCGUCGCUAGUAUCACUGUGUGUCGAAAACCGCCAGGAUGGAGCAAGCCCAGUCGGGA
Messenger RNA from Durusdinium trenchii, 2255 nucleotides. Lineage: Eukaryota; Dinophyceae; Suessiales; Symbiodiniaceae. The record is from the annotation of a GenBank genome assembly.